UUUAUAUUUUUUCUUUAGCGAAGAAUAUUUCUACCAACUGAUGAUUCGUGAUUUCGGAAAUUUUGGAGUAUUACGUUUUUCGGAACCAGCAUCUAUAAAAGAAUUAGCUUUAAUAGCAUUAGAUAGCGAGGAGAGUGGAUGGACUGAAACGGAUGGUGAGAAAUCUGAUUUAGCACAAUACAUAGUAGAUUUCCUACAGACAAAGGCGGAAAUGCUGGAUGAUUAUUUUUCUUUUGAAAUUGACAAGGAUGGAAAUUUGUGUGGAUUACCUUUGUUAUUGGAAAAAUACAUUCCAAAUUUAGAAGGACUUCCUAUAUACAUGCUGAGAUUAGCAACCGAAGUAGAAUGGAACAAAGAGCAAGAAUGUUUCCAGACAUUUUGUCGGGAAACCGCCCGUUUCUUUUCCCUUCCACCAAAUUCGAAUAAAUCCGAAAAUGAGGAAAGAACGGAAUGGGAGUGGAUGAUGGAACACGUCCUUUUUUCUUCUUUCCGAUCUUCCUUUCUUCCACCUUCCCACUUUGCCGAAGAUAGUACGGUAUUACAAUUGGCAAAUUUACCGGAUCUGUAUAAAGUGUUUGAGCGUUGUUAAACUCUGAGACAAAAAAGAUACAUAAACGUACAUUUAUUAAAUAAUACAGAAUCACAAGACGGAAAAAAACACCAUAAAGAUUCCAUGAAACUUAAUAGAAUAUGUCAAAUACUUAAAGGUAAGAAAAACUGAUAUUUAAAACAGUUUAAUAUUAAAUUUGUCUUUGAGAUAGAGAGAUAAUUUAAAGUAAUAUACAGUACACGGCAAGUCCUCCCUUAAUGUU
Centruroides sculpturatus (bark scorpion) is the source of this 812-nucleotide messenger RNA. Its product is annotated as DNA mismatch repair protein Mlh1-like. Bases 41 to 589 code for a protein of 182 amino acids. Lineage: Eukaryota; Metazoa; Arthropoda; Arachnida; Scorpiones; Buthidae. The transcript has 5 exons. The record is from RefSeq and is a predicted model, not a curated record.